Messenger RNA from Aspergillus caelatus, 1056 nucleotides. RefSeq lists its product as uncharacterized. Bases 1 to 1056 code for a protein of 351 amino acids. The record is from RefSeq and is a predicted model, not a curated record. The transcript is spliced from 3 exons. NCBI's taxonomy places the organism in Eukaryota, Fungi, Ascomycota, Eurotiomycetes, Eurotiales, Aspergillaceae.
AUGUCAAGCCUUGUCAUCGGGACUGCGCCGGAGGGUCUGGACUUGUCCGCCGACAGGAUCGCUCAGAAUGACGGCACGGUUGGGGCUGUCAUGGCAAUUGCUACAAUUUUUGUGGGUUUGCGAUUUUGGGCCCGAACGACAAAUAAAAGUGCCAAUUUAGCAUAUGAUGACUGGUUUGUUUUGGUAGCAUUGAUUAUUUUCGCCUAUGUUAUUCUGUAUGCCACAACAGUGCCUAUGGUCAAAUUAUCCGUGCUUCUUCUCUAUCGCCGAAUUUUCCGCCUCACUUGGUCCUUGUAUUUCUGUGCAUUUCUCUCCAUCGGAUAUGCCGUCUCAGUCUCUACCACCAUCUCGGUCGCUUGCGUCCCGUCAUCUUUCUUCUGGACCCAAUGGGUGUAUCCUUUGAGUGGAGGGCACUGUCGAAUCAAUCUCUACCAAUUCUAUCUAUGGAACGGUGUCGCCAACCUGUUCACCGAUGUCAUCAUUCUAUGCCUGCCCAUGCCGAUCGUUUGGAGCCUGCAGAUGCCCAAAGGUCAGAAAUGGGCCAUUAGCGGUAUCUUCUUGCUUGGUGGAUUCGUCUGCGUAGCGACAAUUGUCCGCAUCUGCGCCAUCACGAAAAUGAAAGAUUCCGUCGACAUAACAUGGGUGAUUGGCGACGCCAUGAUCUGGUCCAACGUCGAGCCCUGCAUCGGUAUUGUCAGCGCCUGUCUACCGACCCUUCGCCCACUCCUGCGCCAAAUCCCCCAACUGAGACUAUGGGGGAUUUUCGGCAGCAGUGGCCUCACACGGGACUAUAAAAUGACCGGCGAGGGGACUUCGGGCACGGGGCUGCAGAGUACCGGCAACCAGUCAGGCUAUCGGCCCUCGAAUGGUAAGAAGCAUCGAUUUUGGCCGGAAGAGGAUGAAAUCUACCUGACUACCGACGUAGGACGUGCUAGCAGUCCUCGCAGAGAGGAAGGCGUGAUCCCGUCCAACGGCUCCACUGCUUCCGGCCAGGAACCUAUCGCCAUGCAGAUUAGGGUGAAGCAGAACUUCGAUUGGAGAGAGGACCACCCAUGA